ACAAAAAAAGACGUAAGUAUAUAAAGAAGCUAGAAGCUUGUCAAUUGUUUACCUAAAUCGCCUCUCGUCUUUGAGUUCCCAUCGGAUAGAAGAUGAUGAAAAUGAAGAGUUUUCUUGGUUCUAGAUUAUAUUCUUCCUCUACAAGAAAAGGAAAGUCCGAGAAGGAAUGUUGUCGUAGCUUGACGUCGAAGCUAAGUGUUAAUGAAGAGUACAAGGAAGCAUUCAGAACGAACUCCUACUUAGAGAUUCGGACAAAAGCAGAAGAUCAAUUAGGCGUUACAUCCUGUAGCAAACUCUCUUCUUCUUCUUCGCCUUCUUCUUCGUCUUCUUCCCCUUCAUCUUCAGAUCUUAGCUUCCAUUCACACUUCACCGAUUACUUGCUCGACCCUCCUCAAGAUACACUCGAUGCUCUGAUGCAAGACUCGAGUUUCAACGAUCUUCUAGUUAAAUUCUUCGACUUUAGCUCUGAAGCUUGCGACGUGUGUGAGUCUCUCCUUCAUUCCAUCCAACAAAUCAAGAUCAAUCACAACAAAAUCAAGAGAAUUAUCACGAUUGGGAAAAGGGUUUGUAAUGGUGCUAAAACCACGGAAUUUAGCCAUGAACAGCUCUGCGCUUUAAUAUUUCAAGAGCUUUCUAGAUUUGCAGCGCUCAAGAACCCUUUGUGUUGUAUCAUCAACGAAGCUCGGUUUGGUAUAGUUCACGAUGCAAACUCGGAUUUGCUCGAAAAAUUGACAACCAAAAGGAGAAGAAUCAGAAGAAAAGUCAGGUUCUUGAGUUUCUGCAAGAAGCUAGGAGGUUAUAGCCUAGUGAUUUCUCAUAGCGCUAUUGUCAUUACAUUAGUAAUAAUAGCUCUCCACAGCAUACUCGGUGCUUUAGCAGCUCCUGCGUUGCUCGGUUUAUGUUCUUUGGUUCUUUUGAGGAAGAAAGAAGCAAAAAGAAGCAUGCAUAAAAGCAAGAGACAUACAACGUUAGAGAGGCUCGGGACACAAAUCGAUAUAGCAGCUAAAGGAAUGUUCAUAUUGAUAAACGAUUUGGAUACAUUGAGUAGACUUGCCGGGAGAUUAUGCGAUGAGAUAGAGCAUAGAAAAACCGUGGCUGCGAUGUGCGCAAAGAGUAGGAAGAUUGAAGUGCUAAAGGAAGCAUUGAGGGAGUUUAAUGCACAUGAAGAAAGAUUCUCAGAUCAAUUGCAAGAGCUUGAAGAACAUCUCUACCUCUGUUUCAUCACUAUUAACAGAUCAAGAAGGCUAGUGUUAGCGCAAAUCACGGGAAACUAGUUCUUGAUUCGUUGAUUCUUUUGGUUCAUCAUCAAAAUAAUAUAAAUACUUUUGUAGGGUUUAUGAAUUACUUGUUACUUUUGUAGGGUUUAUGGAUUACCUAUUAUGAUAUAUAUAUAAAAAGUUGUAAGAAUAUCU
Molecule: messenger RNA, 1412 nt
Organism: Camelina sativa (false flax)
Lineage: Eukaryota; Viridiplantae; Streptophyta; Magnoliopsida; Brassicales; Brassicaceae
Source: RefSeq, a predicted model, not a curated record